AUUAAUUACUUCAACUGAUUAUUAAACUUUGCAUGUUCUUGUUUGACUUUAGAGACACGCAACAAAGUUGAAAAGAUGCGUUUACUUUGACAUAUAUGGAUAUGCACAGUUUCCCAUCUUCUCUCAUAUUCCGGACAAUUAACAAAAAUAAAUCCUCAAAGCGUUUCAAUUAGUUCAGAUAUGGCAGAGGCAUCUCUUAAUGUACUUGUUGGAAGUCUGUGCUCAUUGAUCCAAGCUGAGAUUGGACUGAUUAUCGGUGUGGAUGAAGAGAUGAAGAAGCUCUCGAGCACCCUAACCGCCAUUCAAGCUGUGCUCGAAGACGCCGAGAUAAAGCAGCUUCAAAGCAAGUCCAUACAUAAUUGGCUCGUCAAACUCAACGAUCUUGCCUAUGAUAUUGAUGACAUAUUGGACGAGUGCGCAACUGAAGUCUUGAAAUUGGAGCACAUAAGCAGCAAAUCAAGACGCUAUAGCUUGAAGAAACUUCUGUUUCAACGCAAAAUUGGAAGAAGGAUGAAGCGAGUCACGCAACAAUUGGAUGCGGUUGCCGCAGAGCGUGAUAAGUUCCAUUUGCGUGAGACGACUGUACGUUAUAAGCCGAUCGAGUUUGCUGCCGCGCGUGAGACCGGUUCCAGUUUGAACGAGCCUCAUCUUGUAUACGGUAGAGAAGAAGAUACAGAGAAGAUUGUUGGCAUUCUAGUCAACCAGGUGAAAGACAAUCGGGGAAUUACCAUCCUGCCCAUAAUUGGUGUCGGAGGCCUUGGCAAGACAACCCUCGCUCAAUUAGUCUACAAAGAUCAACGUGUCGUCGAGCAUUUCGACAAAAGAAUUUGGGUUUGCGUCUCUGGCAAUUUCGAUCUCAAGACUGUAAUGAAAGCCAUGAUUGAAUCCGGUACCGCAAAUUCUUCAGACUUAAUGCACUUGGAUAGCAUACAACACUGCCUAUGGGAGUUGCUGAACCAGAAAAGAUACUUGCUUGUAUUGGAUGAUGUUUGGAACGAGGAUCAACAGAAGUGGUCUGAAUUAAGAAAUGCUCUUGCGUGCGGUUCGAAUGGGAGUUCGAUUAUUAUCACCACACGCCUCAAAAAGGUUGUUGAUAUAAUGGGAACACUUCCACCGCAUUACUUGACGGGAUUGUCAGAAGAGCAUUGUUGGACUCUUCUACGGGAACGUGCACUCGGACAAGACAAGGAUAAAUUCUCCAAUCUCGAACCCAUCGGGAAUCAAAUAGUGAAGAAAUGUGCCGGUGUUCCUCUGGCUGCUAAGGCGCUUGGAGGUCUGUUGCGGUUUAAGAGGACAGAGAAUGAGUGGAAUUACGUAAAAGAAAGUGAAAUAUGGGUAUUACCUCAAGAAGAAAAUCUGAUACUACCAGCAUUGAGGUUGAGUUAUUAUCAUCUUCCUCUAGAGUUGAGACAGUGUUUUGCUUAUUGUGCAGUCUUUCCCAAGGGCACUUUUAUUCGGAAAGACGAAUUGAUCUUUAUGUGGAUGGCGCAUGGAUAUAUUUCAUCAAAGGGCGUGUUGGAAGUGGAGGAUGUUGGCAACGAAAUAUGCAAUGAGCUAGUCUUGAGAUCCCUUUUGCAAAUUGUUACGGGUACAAAUAUUAAAACCAAUUUGAUUAUGCAUGAUCUCGUUCAUGAUCUCGCCCAAUCAAUCAUGGAGGACAGAACCACAGGAGCACAUAUCCAGAGGAAUCUGACAAGCACUGCACCGAAUAGCAAAAUACGCCAGGUAAAUUUACGAAAAAAAUCUGUUGCCUUCCCUACGAGUAAUCAACCUGAGAUGGACAUGCCUUUCAUCUUGACGAAAUUUUGUCGUUUGAGGAUACUAGAUGCAAGCAGGACGGGGAUAAAUGAAUUGUCAUAUGCAGUAGGCCGUCUGAAACAUUUGCGACACUUGAAUUUGUCCGAGACUGGAAUUCGUACCCUCCCCGAGUCGUUAUCCAGUCUUUGUAAUUUGCAAGUUUUGAAUUUGGAUUACUGCAAGGAUCUCGUAGCUUUACCGAAGAAGACGAGAUGCUUGAUUAAUCUCCGUCAUCUACUUUUAGAAUCAUGCAAAUCACUAAAGGAGAUGCCAUCUAAAAUCGGAGAACUUACCUGCCUCAGAACAUUGAGUCUGUUCGUUGUGGGCCGUGAUAGAGGUAAUCGGCUCGAAGAAUUACAGGGCUUGAACCUCGGUGGCAGGCUAACAAUUUCUCAUCUGGAGAGAGUGGAAAACCCCGUCGAUGCAAACAAGGCAAAUCUUAGAGAGAAGAAAAACCUUCACCGUUUGAGUUUAGUGUGGGGAAGUGACAACAUUGCAUCAAAAUUAGAGGUGGAAGAGAGAGAUGAAAAGGUGUUGGAAUCACUCGAGCCUCACCGAAACCUCAAAAGUUUAGGGAUUCGGGGAUUCGGGGGUAGAUUUUUUCCGAUUUGGAUGUCGAAUUCGACUCUGGACAAAGUAGUCGAAAUCCACAUAUCAUACUGCGAGAAUUGUUUGCGUCUACCACAACUGGGAGAGCUACCUCAUCUUAAGUCCUUGACUUUGGAUAAUGUGGCGGCGGUGGAGUACAUUAUCGAGGGUCAAGUUCGUAGUGGAAAUACGUUAUGCGUAAAUUUUCCAUCUCUGGAAACUCUGUAUUUGCGUUCUCUCCCGAAUCUCAAAGGGUUGUCGAAAGAGGAAACGACCAGAGAAGCGUUCCCAAAUCUCGAGAAGCUAUGCAUUCUGCAUUGUUCUUCAUUGGUAAUGCCGCCACUCUCAUACCUAAAAAAAUUGAAGACUUUGAGCUGCAGUAGCUCAACUCUGGCUUCACUGUCGAACCUGUACACCGUUAAUCUCCUUCUCGUGGACAUUGACAAGAAUACGACAUGCAUUCCAAUCAAGACGCUGCAAAACCUAACCAGUCUCGACGAUUUGUGGAUCUACGGAGCACACGAGCUCUGCUUGCCGGAAGAAGGGCUGAAAUCCCUAAAAUCACUAAAACGCUUGCAUGUAGUGGAUAGCGAGAAGCUGGCGUGUUUGCCUCAAUGUUGGUUGCGAAACUUGACUUGUGUAGAGGAACUAGAAGUAAGCCGAUGCUCGGAAAUAGUGGAUCUUCCGGAAGGUAUUAAAUAUCUUCGCUGCUUGAAAGAGCUGAAGCUCGACGAUCUUUCUAAGAUGGUGCGCGUGCCCGAAGCAUUGCAACACAUUGCGUAUUCGCUCCAAUCUCUAAAACUGCACCGCCUUCAUGUGCUGAGUUCACUGCCGGAGUGGUUGGAUGGUUUGAAAUGUCUUGAAUCACUGGAUAUUUACGAUUGCUCGAAGAUAGCAUCGAUUCCGGAUAGUGUGAAAGGAAUGACGAAUCUUCGGUAUCUGUGUGUGGAGAAAUGCUCGGAAUUGGAAAGGCGGUGCGAGAGAGGGGAUGGGGAGGACUGGCACAAGAUAGCGCAUAUUCCACGCCUGCAAAUUGGUGAACGCUGAUGAUUAAUGGAGAACAAUUCAUCGACUACCUCAUUCGAAUUCUGUAAGUUUACAGGAAUUAUUUUGGAGGUUAGAAAUGUAGAAAUUGAGCAAACUUUCAAACAAUUUCUGUCAAUUCGA
This is a messenger RNA of Erythranthe guttata (spotted monkey flower), 3552 nucleotides long. RefSeq names its product putative disease resistance protein RGA4. NCBI's taxonomy places the organism in Eukaryota, Viridiplantae, Streptophyta, Magnoliopsida, Lamiales, Phrymaceae. Gene Ontology annotation, molecular function: ADP binding. The record is from RefSeq and is a predicted model, not a curated record.